Molecule: messenger RNA, 2544 nt
Organism: Rattus norvegicus (Norway rat)
Lineage: Eukaryota; Metazoa; Chordata; Mammalia; Rodentia; Muridae
Gene: Pigv
Product: phosphatidylinositol glycan anchor biosynthesis, class V
Biological process (GO): GPI anchor biosynthetic process
Cellular component (GO): endoplasmic reticulum membrane
Molecular function (GO): alpha-1,6-mannosyltransferase activity; GPI mannosyltransferase activity
Source: RefSeq, a predicted model, not a curated record
AAGCUACGUUGAGAGGACAGAUAACUGAAACCACAGAAGGCUUUGGAAUCCUGUGAAACAAGAAAUCCACCAACGGAGAAGGAUUUAUUAUCUGUUUCCUUUAAGGAGGGUGCAAAGUUGUUCUAACAGUUUCCGUUAGAGGGGUACCAACUGGCCGCUCCUCCCCAACAGACGGUUUAGUUGAAUUAGCUUCCUUUUUUUUUUUUUUUUUUUUGGCGCCAGUUCCUGCGACAGAAACUGCUUGAGGGAGGAGUCCUCGGGGGUGUUCUCUGAGGUUUCCUUCCUCGUCCCAUACAGUCACCUGAGGUGGGACUGUGAACUGAAUGAAGCAGGGCAGAGGUCCUUCAUAGCCAGAGGAGGGGAAAGUCAGGGGGAUUCCCCUACUUUCUUCUCACCCAGGCGCUGGGUACCGCUGCUUGCCACAAAAACCCCAAGAAGGCUUUCUUUUGCCUAUUCAUAUUGUCUAUUGUGUGCCAGGUCCUGUGCUGAGCUGGUGUGGCGGGACAGGAGAGGACACGCGGCUCAGGCAGCAGUGAAAAGGCCUGGGGCAGUACCCGGUCCAGCCUCGGCCCACAACGAGAAGUCAGAGGCUGUUUACGGAAGGGGGAACUGGGGCGAGAGCCCCGACUGGGAGCGCAGCGCCCGCGCACAAACUGAUGGCGAGCGAAGAGGCAAACUCCUCAGGUGUCACCACGCCGGGAAGACCACAGCCUCAGAGUGACACCAGUGCUCCAUCUGCCUUCAAGAGAGUCUUCCCACCCGAAGUCAGAAUUUGGAAGCCAGAGGAAGCUCAGUCCUGAUGGUGUGAGGAUGGGGCUCCUGGACCCGUCCCAGAAAGAGGUGCUGAAAUUUGCAGUGAGCUGCCGCAUCCUGACUCUAGUGCUACAGGCACUCUUCAAUAUCAUCAUCCCAGACCACCAUGCCGAUGCCUUUUCUCCUCCCCGCCUCGCCCCCUCGGGCUCUGUGGAUCAGCUUGUGGAAGCUCUUCUGGGUGGUCUGUCUCGAUGGGAUGCUGAACACUUCCUGUUUAUUGCUGAGCACGGCUACCUUUAUGAGCACAACUUUGCCUUCUUCCCUGGCUUCCCCUUGGCCCUGCUGAUGGGAACUGAACUGCUGAGGCCCCUGCAGGGCCUCUUGAGCGAGCGCAGUUGCCUGCUGGUCUCAGUAGCACUUCUCAACUCCCUGUUCUCUGUGCUGGCCGCAGUUGCACUUCAUGACUUGGGCUGUCUGGUUUUGCACUGUCCUCGCCAGGCCUUUUGUGCGGCACUGCUCUUCUGCCUCAGCCCUGCCAAUGUUUUCUUGGCAGCUGGUUACUCGGAAGCUUUGUUUGCCUUCCUGACAUUCAGUGCCAUGGGGCAGCUGGAGAGGGGCCGAGGCUGGGCUAGUGGGCUGCUCUUUGCUCUUGCCGCUGGGGUGCGCUCCAACGGGCUGGUCAGCGUUGGCUUCCUCCUGCAUUCUCAGUGCAGAGGCUUUUGUUCUUCUCUGGUGGUGCUGGACCCCUUGAAAGGGCUGGUCAAGCUCAUGGCCUCUCUGUGCUUGUCAGUACUCACAGUCAGCCUUCCUUUUGCCCUCUUUCAGUAUUAUGCCUACACCCAGUUCUGUUUCCCAGGCUCAGCCCAUGCCAUCCCUGAGCCCUUGCUGCGGCUAGCUUCGGACAGAGGCUACCGGCUUGCAGGAGACUAUGAGCCCCCAUGGUGCUCCCGGGCUCCUCCACUAAUAUACAGCUAUAUUCAGGAUGUCUACUGGAACGUUGGUCUUCUGCGAUACUAUGAGCUCAGACAGGUGCCGAAUUUUCUCCUAGCUACACCAGUGACUGUACUGGUUGUGUGGGCAACCUGGACGUAUGUGACCGCCCACCCUUGGCUCUGCCUUACCCUUGGGCUGCAAAGGACCAAGGACAGGGAGAGCCUGGAGAAGCCCCAUCCUGGCUUCCUCAGUGCAAAGGUGUUUGUGUACCUGGUCCACGCGGCAGCGCUGCUGGCCUUUGGAGGUCUGUGCAUGCAUGUCCAGGUUCUCACGCGACUUCUGGGCUCUUCCACUCCCAUCACAUACUGGUUUCCAGCUUACCUGCUUCAGGAUCGAGAACCACUGUUAAGAUGUGUAGACACAGCCCCUCAGAAGCUUCUUGAGAAUUCCCCACCAGGACAAAAGGCCCCCAGAAACUGUGUCAUGAAACUCUUAUACAACUGGAAGACCUGCUCUCCAGUCACAAAAUGCAUCCUAGUCUACUUCCUGACCUACUGGCUCCUGGGACUAAUUAUGCAUUGCAACUUCCUGCCUUGGACUUGACCUGGAAUCUCAGGGCAAGCUGGAAGCUAAUUUAAGCCUGGGUCUGAAAGCUGUAAGACACCCCAACUAGGACUGCCUGGACACUCCUGGAGCACUGUCCAGUGGGAUUUCCCCAUGUCUCUCUGGAGGCCAGUUAAGAAGGGAAAAUGGGAGCCUCUCAUCCUGGGCGGGGUGAAUUUAGGGGAGUAACUUCGCUGCUCAGUAGAUCUGUCUCAAAUCUUCCUGGUCAACAAGUAUGAGGCAAUCUUGAACCUA